Molecule: messenger RNA, 1480 nt
Organism: Impatiens glandulifera
Lineage: Eukaryota; Viridiplantae; Streptophyta; Magnoliopsida; Ericales; Balsaminaceae
Product: transcription factor MYB46-like
Exons: 2
Coding region: 21-992 (323 amino acids)
Source: RefSeq, a predicted model, not a curated record
UCAAGAGCUGCAUCUUCAACAUGAGAAAGCCAGCAGAUUCAACCGAGAAAGAGAACAAAAACGAGAAGCUUCGAAGAGGACUUUGGUCACCCGAAGAAGACGAGAAGCUGAUGAACUACAUGUUAAGAAAUGGCCAUGGAUGCUGGAGCGAUAUAGCCCGCAAUGCCGGUCUCCAAAGAUGUGGAAAGAGUUGUCGCCUCCGUUGGAUUAAUUAUCUCCGUCCUGAUCUCAAGAGAGGCGCUUUCUCCCCUCAAGAAGAAGAUCUCAUCGUUCAUUUGCAUUCUAUCCUCGGCAACAGGUGGUCUCAAAUUGCAGCGCGUCUACCUGGAAGGACCGACAAUGAAAUAAAGAACUUUUGGAAUUCUGCAAUAAAGAAAAGAUUGAAAGCCAACAAUAACGUGACCAGCUCAUCCGAAUCACCAAAUGUCACUAUUUUUAAUACCGGCGAAACUAAUCAUUUUUUAUCCGAUCCAAACGAGUUUUACAUGAGCAUGACCGAAGAAGCUACCUUCUUUCCCUUGCAAGAGCAGGAAUUGAUGACAUUGUGUAUGGAAUCUAAUUCAAAUUCAAAUUCAUCAUCUUCCACAGCUUCUUUAAGUUGUGGCAUCAAUCCUUUACCCGUUCUAGGAAACAACUAUGCAAAUGACAUAAUCGAUCCAUCGGCGUGUUUAGGUCAAGUUGGUGAUCAGGGUUCUUUUGGGAAUUAUAACAUGGUUAAUGUGGAGGGUGGUUUGAUGGGGUUAGAUGAGAAUGUGAUUGAAAUGGGUCCAUUAGAUAGUAAGGCAAGUGGGGGUGAUCAUUGUGGCUUUGACAACAUAACCUAUUUUGGUAAUAAUUAUGAAGGGAGUGUCAACAUGCUAGGGUUUGGGAAUCAUUAUAAUUGGCAAGGAGGAGGAGGAGAAAACUUAAAGAUGGGGGAAUCUAAUUGGGAUUGGGAAGGUUUGUUGGAUAAUAAUAUCUCUUCAAUCCCUUGCCUUGAUUUCCAAGUAUAAUUCAUAUAGGUGUAGGCAAUAUAUAUAUAUACCCAAUAAAAAAAAGUACCCUCUUUUCAUAGUUAAGUUUGCAUCAACCCUUGACACCCAUUUCUUAAUUUGAUCAAAUGGGAGGGUAGUUUGGUCAUUUUUCAAUGAGCUAGGGUUUGUAUGGAGAUAUUCAUUUUUAGCAAUUAAAAAGAUGAACAGUGCGGAAAAGGAUCUAGUUUUUGUGUAUUUUAUGUAGUUAGUGCAUGUAUGCAUGUAAGUAAUUGAUUUGACAAAAUGGAUGAUGAUGAAUUUGUUCAAUUUAGAGAGAAUUAUUAAUUGUUGUUGUGGUUGAGAUAUGUAUAGGAAAAGGAAAAAUAUAUGUGAAGUGCAGUGGAAGUUGUUACUAAUGGAAGAAGUUGUUAAUAUAUGUACAUCAAUAAAAAAAAUAAUAUUGAUCAUGCAUGUUUGAAACUUCAUGUAUCCUUCCUUUGUCUUUUAUUCUUUUAUGAUGGAUUUUC